Messenger RNA from Mesitornis unicolor (brown roatelo), 384 nucleotides. Its product is annotated as TSC22 domain family protein 1-like. Lineage: Eukaryota; Metazoa; Chordata; Aves; Mesitornithiformes; Mesitornithidae. Gene Ontology annotation, biological process: regulation of transcription by RNA polymerase II. The annotation marks the transcript as partial. The transcript has 2 exons. The record is from RefSeq and is a predicted model, not a curated record.
GAUCUUGUGAAAAAUCACCUGAUGUAUGCGGUGCGGGAGGAGGUGGAGGUCCUGAAAGAGCAAAUCAAAGAACUGUUGGAGAAGAACUCGCAGCUGGAGCGUGAGAACAGCCUCCUGAAGACCCUGGCCAGCCCCGAGCAGCUGGAGAAGUUCCAAUCCCGCCAUCGAGAUCUUGUGAAAAAUCACCUGAUGUAUGCGGUGCGGGAGGAGGUGGAGGUCCUGAAAGAGCAAAUCAAAGAACUGUUGGAGAAGAACUCGCAGCUGGAGCGUGAGAACAGCCUCCUGAAGACCCUGGCCAGCCCCGAGCAGCUGGAGAAGUUCCAAUCCCGCCUCACAGAGCCCAGGGGCGGCUGCCCCGGCCCAGCACUCCGGGGGCUCUGCGGU